Molecule: messenger RNA, 5487 nt
Organism: Microplitis demolitor
Lineage: Eukaryota; Metazoa; Arthropoda; Insecta; Hymenoptera; Braconidae
Gene: Atpalpha
Product: sodium/potassium-transporting ATPase subunit alpha
Exons: 10
Coding region: 328-3450 (1040 amino acids)
Biological process (GO): sodium ion export across plasma membrane; intracellular potassium ion homeostasis; potassium ion import across plasma membrane
Cellular component (GO): membrane
Molecular function (GO): P-type sodium:potassium-exchanging transporter activity; ATP hydrolysis activity; ATP binding
Source: RefSeq, a predicted model, not a curated record
CUCUCAUUCGUGUGUGAGAGAAGGUUGCGUGCGUAUCGCGUGUUUUUGAGUCUUUGUGUCUUCAAAUUUUUCCUACGUUAUUUUUAUAUUUUUAUUUUACUUCAUCAACUGAACUCGUCUUGUGAAUUGAAAAAUCUAGUCUACAGUUGACUUCUCUCGUAUCCAAACGCGCGUUUCAAUAAUUAAAACUUUAAUAUAAUUUUAUGAGUGUAGUGUAUAUUGUUUACUUGAAGUUUAUAAAAAAAAAAUAAAUUUUUUUUGGCGUUUUUACGUGUGUUGUACACGGGCGUGCUCAGGUAAUCACCGGCGGCCAUCAUUGUUGUCAACAUGGCGGGCAAAGGAGGUCUUGCCAGCGAGCAUGGCCGCACAGACUCAUAUAGAGUCGCCACGUUACCGAACGUUCGCGACGACAACAAAACUGCUGAUGGAAUGUAUAAGUCGCGGCGAAAGGCCCCUAAGAAGAAGGGAGAUUUAGAUGACUUGAAACAGGAGUUGGAUAUCGACUUUCAUAAAAUUAGUAUUGAAGAACUUUACCAGAGGUUUCAGACCCAUCCAGAAAAUGGGCUGAGCCAUGCGAAAGCAAAAGAAAAUCUGUUGAGAGACGGUCCCAAUUCAUUGACGCCACCGCGAACAACUCCGGAAUGGGUUAAGUUUUGUAAAAAUCUGUUCGGAGGUUUCGCCCUGCUGCUGUGGAUCGGUGCAUUCCUCUGUUUCGUCGCGUAUGGUAUCCAAGCGUCGACGAGCGAGGACCCCAAUGACGACAAUCUUUACCUUGGUAUUGUACUCGCUGCUGUUGUAAUAGUGACGGGUAUAUUCUCAUACUACCAGGAAAGUAAGUCAAGUAAAAUAAUGGAGUCGUUCAAAAACAUGGUGCCGCAAUUUGCGACAGUGCUGAGAGAAGGUGAAAAAUUGACACUGAGAGCCGAAGACAUUGUGCUUGGUGAUGUUGUCGAGGUUAAAUUCGGUGACCGUAUACCCGCUGACAUCAGGAUAAUCGAGUCACGAGGCUUCAAAGUGGACAACAGUUCGCUGACUGGUGAAUCUGAGCCCCAGUCGAGGUCACCGGAGUUCACCAACGAGAAUCCACUUGAAACUAAGAAUCUUGCGUUCUUCUCAACCAACGCAGUCGAAGGUACAGCGAAGGGUGUAGUGAUAUGCUGUGGUGACAACACCGUGAUGGGCAGGAUCGCUGGUCUUGCGUCAGGAUUAGACACCGGCGAGACACCAAUUGCUAAAGAAAUCCACCACUUUAUCCAUUUGAUUACCGGCGUUGCUGUAUUCCUCGGUGUGACCUUCUUCCUUAUUGCCUUUAUCCUUGGAUACCACUGGCUUGACGCUGUUAUUUUCCUUAUUGGUAUUAUUGUAGCAAACGUACCUGAAGGUCUACUGGCCACUGUUACUGUAUGUCUUACACUGACUGCUAAAAGAAUGGCCUCCAAAAAUUGUUUAGUUAAGAAUCUUGAGGCUGUAGAGACACUUGGAUCGACGUCGACAAUUUGCUCUGACAAGACCGGAACUUUGACCCAAAACCGAAUGACUGUUGCCCACAUGUGGUUCGACAACCAAAUCAUCGAAGCCGACACGACAGAGAACCAAUCUGGCGUGCAGUACGAUCGCACGAGUCCUGGAUUUAAGGCUCUAGCCAAGAUCGCCACUCUUUGUAAUCGAGCUGAAUUUAAACCCGGACAGGAGGGCGAGCCCAUCCUCCAGCGCGAAGUUAACGGUGAUGCCUCUGAAGCUGCCUUGCUUAAAUGUAUGGAACUCGCACUCGGCGAUGUUAUGGGGAUUCGUAAAAGAAAUAAAAAAGUAUGCGAAGUACCGUUCAAUUCAACAAAUAAGUAUCAAGUUUCAAUUCAUGAAUCCGAUGAUCCAAAUGACCCGCGUUAUUUACUUGUAAUGAAGGGUGCGCCUGAGCGAAUUCUUGAUCGUUGUUCAACUAUUUUCAUCGGUGGGAAAGAAAAAGUACUCGAUGAGGAAAUGAAAGAGGCAUUUAAUAACGCGUAUCUUGAACUUGGCGGUCUUGGCGAGCGUGUUCUCGGAUUCUGCGACUACGUUCUCCCGUCCGACAAAUACCCUGUCGGCUUCAAAUUUAACUCUGACGAUCCCAAUUUCCCAACAGAAAACCUCCGUUUCGUAGGACUUAUGUCUAUGAUUGAUCCUCCAAGAGCUGCCGUCCCCGACGCCGUAGCCAAAUGCCGAUCCGCUGGUAUCAAAGUUAUCAUGGUCACUGGUGACCAUCCGAUCACUGCCAAAGCCAUCGCUAAGUCUGUCGGUAUCAUUUCUGAAGGCAACGAGACUAUUGAAGACAUUGCUCAGCGUUUGAACAUCCCCGUGUCCGAAGUGAACCCACGUGAAGCCAAGGCUGCAGUAGUUCACGGUGGUGAGCUCAGAGAUCUUGACUCCGACCAGCUGGAUGAGAUUCUCAGGUAUCACACCGAAAUUGUGUUCGCUCGUACCUCGCCCCAGCAGAAACUUAUUAUCGUUGAAGGAUGUCAGCGUAUGGGUGCUAUUGUCGCUGUAACUGGUGAUGGUGUAAAUGACUCGCCAGCUUUGAAAAAAGCAGACAUUGGUGUUGCUAUGGGUAUCGCUGGUUCCGACGUAUCAAAACAAGCUGCCGACAUGAUUCUGCUGGACGACAACUUCGCAUCAAUUGUAACUGGAGUCGAGGAGGGCCGUUUGAUUUUCGAUAACUUGAAGAAAUCUAUCGCCUACACCUUGACAUCUAACAUCCCCGAGAUCUCACCUUUCCUUGCAUUCAUUCUCUGUGAUAUCCCACUUCCACUUGGAACCGUCACCAUUCUCUGCAUCGAUUUAGGAACUGACAUGAUACCAGCAAUAUCACUGGCGUACGAGCAUGCUGAGUCGGACAUAAUGAAGAGGAGUCCACGUAAUCCCCUCUUUGACAAACUCGUUAACGACAGGCUUAUUUCAAUGGCGUACGGACAAAUUGGUAUGAUCCAAGCAGCUGCUGGAUUCUUCGUGUACUUCGUGAUCAUGGCUGAGAAUGGUUUCCUUCCAAGAGAUCUCUUUGGUAUCAGAAAAAUGUGGGAUUCAAAGGCCAUCAAUGAUUUGAAAGACAGCUAUGGUCAAGAAUGGACAUACAAAGAUCGUAAAGCACUCGAGUUUACCUGUCACACAGCUUUCUUUGUAUCAAUUGUAAUUGUGCAGUGGGCUGAUUUAAUUGUUUGUAAGACACGUAGAAACUCAAUUGUUCAUCAAGGAAUGAGAAACUGGGCCCUUAAUUUCGGAAUAGUCUUCGAGACAGCACUUGCUGCUUUCCUCAGUUACACACCCGGUAUGGACAAAGGUCUUCGUAUGUACCCACUCAAGUUCGUGUGGUGGUUACCAGCAAUUCCGUUCAUGUUGGCCAUCUUCAUUUACGAUGAAACGAGACGAUUCUACCUCCGCCGGAACCCAGGAGGAUGGCUGGAGCAAGAAACUUACUAUUAAACGGUCAUGUACAGCGAGACGCAUACCCACGCGGAAACACGUAAUAAUAAUAAAAAUAAAAUAAAUAAUAAUAAUAUUAAUAAUAAUAAUAAUAACAAUAAAAAUAAUAAUAAAACAAGAUCUAAAUCACUCACAUACAUACAACACAUGUUAAACACACGGGGCGUGCUACUAAAUCGAUCUGUACUGUCGCGAUGGAGGCUGGAGAUGUGCUUCGUUUGCGAGAUCUCAUGGCUUUAGGAUCACUCGCAGCGAUAACGAGACCGGAAAUGAGUGGUACGAACAUACAAGAUUAUAAUUAUUAUAACUCAAUCGCCAUCAACAUCACCAUCAUCAACAACAACAACUACAACUACAAAUACUAAACACUUUGAAGAAUCCAACGAGCCGAGUAUGGACGGUUCGUCGAAUUCGUCAACCCGGCACGCUCCGACGACUAGUUACUUACACGUGAUAAGAAUCUCUUAGGAAUUUUGAAACCAGAGGAUGUGCGCCGUCUUGAUCUUGAGAUUGUUCAUAGAGCCAUAUAAAAAAUUUAUAAAUAUAUAUAGUAAUAUAAUAUUUAAUAAAUAACAAAGCACUGGUGGAUUUAAUAACACAAUAAAUACAGAACGUGGAAAUGAGUCACUGCCCUUAAUUCGAAAUGCUCGAAUGAGUUCCGACAUUGAAUAAUAAAUCUGUAUUAUGAAUGGGCAAAUGCCGGGGAUUGAGAUAAUGAAGCGUGCAUCCAGCCGGAAAGAUAUUCAAAUAAUCGACCAAUAUAAAUCUAUACAUAUAUAUGUAUAUGUAUAUAUGUAUGUAUAUAUAUAUAUAUAUAUAUAUAUAUAUAUAUAUAUAUAUAUAUAUAUAUAUAUAUAUGUAUAAAACAAAUAGUGUGAGUAUAUGAUGAGCUUUCACGUGAUCAAGAAACAAAGUCGGGUUUGACGGGCCUAAAAAAUAAUUAAAAAAAAACAGUAGAUCGUAGAAUGAGUUAAAAAAAUUAAAAAAUUAAUUGAACAAUAAUGGAUAAGCGGGGUAAGCUGACCGUGAUAUGUUAUAAUAAAAAAUAAAUUAAUAAUUGAAACAUGGAUCGAAACUGCGUAUGUUAAAACUCGCGAUAACAUUUAACUCAGCUCGUGAGCAUGUUUCAAUUAAAAUAAAUAUUCAAAAUUCAAUCAAGUAUACAACGUUAAAUUUGAUCAUUAUGAAAAAUAAAUAUUAAUUUUUAAAAAUAAUAAAUAAUAUAUUUAUUAUUAUUAUUAUUGAUAAAAAUAAAAAUGAAAAAAAAAAAAAAAAAAAAAACAAAAUGCGGCUACCGCAAAUAAAGAUAUAUAUAAUAAUUAUUGAUUAUUAUUAUUAUUAACUAUUAAAUCUAGAUGUCUUGUGAUAUCAGGGAAUCUAAUAGACCUGUUAAUUAGCGAUUUAUUAUUUUCAAAAAUCAUAAAUAAAUAAUAAAAAAUAAUAAUGUACCUUAGAAUUGGCAUGCUUUAAGAUUUAAAAGUAAAAAUAUUUAAAAAAAUACACGGAUGAAUAGACAAUUUAUUAUAUAAUUGCUAAAGUGAAAGAUAAUAAAUAUAAAAAGCUCGCAGGAUAUUUAUAAAUGUCUCGACACCAAAUUAUCUCAACAUUAAACUCAAUAAAUAAAUUAUUUACGAGGUUUAAUUAAGACAUCAGUACGCUAGAUUGGCACGCCCUAGUUUUGAAAAAUUAUUUAUUUAUUUUUAAAAUCAUUAUGUUUACCGGAAGAAGAAAAUUCAUUCAGCAGAGCAGAUUAUCAGUGGUAUCGAGCGUCGUCAGGUUAAAUUACCACCAGCAACAUCAUUCAGAUUGCGUCACGUUAUUAUUCUAUUUAAAUAAAAAUUCAAAAUAAAAACCAUCAUUACUUUUAUUGAAGAACGAAGAGAAGAGGGUCGACAACAAACAGCGAUUUUAAAAAUACAAUAGCAUUAAAACAAACAAAAUCUAAUCCAUCGAUGCGCGUGCUCGUUGAUAAGCCAUCAGUAUAAUUAUAAUAAAAAAAUUGUAAUAAUAAAAAAAUAAAAGUUAAACAACCAUUGA